Phytophthora nicotianae INRA-310 is the source of this 2517-nucleotide messenger RNA. RefSeq lists its product as hypothetical. Bases 1 to 2517 code for a protein of 838 amino acids. NCBI's taxonomy places the organism in Eukaryota, Oomycota, Peronosporomycetes, Peronosporales, Peronosporaceae. The transcript is spliced from 2 exons. Gene Ontology annotation, biological process: transmembrane transport. The record is from RefSeq and is a predicted model, not a curated record.
AUGGUGCAUGUGCGCGCGGUGCGUGGCUUGGCGCUCGCGGCGCUGGCCAUCGCGCUCGCCACAGAGACACAGGCCCUGACCGUCGACACGUCCCGCAACCUCUUGCUCGGCCUCGACGCGGGAGUGGACGUAGGAACCGUCACGAACGCAGCCACGGUCGCGCCCUCGGAUAACGCGGACACACCUGCGUCAGCGCCGUCGAGCGGUUCUUCCCCGUCGACGGCCGACUCACCCUCGACCGAUUCCACGCCGUCCGCAGCUGGCUCUCCAUCGACGGAUGCUACACCGUCGACUGCCGAGUCCCCGAGCUCGGGUAACUCGCUCCUGUCUCCCGUUACUAACAUUUUGACGCCAGCCACGGACGCCCCUACGGCUACGACAGCGCCGUCCACCCCGACAACUUCGGACGACUCGUCGACGCCGGCAACGGAUGCACCGUCGACCCCGGCCACGGAAGCUCCUUCGGUUCUGUCGCCUACCCCGUCUACCGCGACCCCGUCAACGGAGACGCCUGCUACGGACGAGCCAUCCAAGACGGACGAACCGAGCAAGACGAAGGAACCGGACACCUCGUCGGGCUCGUCCGAUGAGCCCACCGAGUCACCGGCCCCUGUGACGGCCUCGCCCGACGAGACUGAGUCUCCUGCUCCCGUGACGAAGACACCGACGGCUACCAAGUCGCCCAUUGCCAUCGAGACGAACUCGGGCAGUGAGGACGAACAGGACGCGUCGGAGAUGAAGGAUCAGACGCAGUCAGACGUCAUCAUGUACAACGCUUCUGCCACGCCGAUCACGGCCACGGCCAAGAGCGGUUCGUACGACCCGUUCGCCAUCCCGGACGACGAGACGGAGACGGAGAAGCCGGUUGUGCUGAACAUUGCCGGCGAUACGGGCAAAACCGGCUCGGAGGACAUGGUGACGUACGUCCGAGGGAAGACGGCCACGACGGGCAGUGCGGCUGCCAACAACGCCAACGUGAUAGGUGGACGGAACACGUACGUGGACACGGAGGACAGCGACGUGCUGUCUGCAUCUGCCGCGGCCUUCCACGAGUUCCUACGCUACGCAUCCGUGGCGUUCGCCGGUAUCUCUGUGGCUCUGUUGCUUUUCUUCCACUUCGUCUCCUUGGAUGCCAACCUGCUGUGGGUCAACGCUGCGUGGAGUCCCAAUACGUGGGAGUUCCUCUUCUACGUUGGCUACUUGCAGCAGAUGCAGGCCACGUCGGAGCUCACACUACUCAAGACACCGUACUUCUUGUGGGACUACACAGACUCGUUCGCCUGGAGUAACUUCUUGAUCCAAGACACUACUUCAAGCGACACUGGAGCUCGUCGUCUCGACACGAUCGUACUGGGUGGACUGGUAUCGUACGCCGACCGUAUCGGCAUCUCUGAGGAGAGUAUCCUGAACCAAGGUGCCACUGGUUUUGCCGUGAUCAUGGGAAUCCUUCUGGUUAUCUUCCUGGUGCUGGCGAUGCUCGCUAAGCGCAAGGCUGAACGCGCACUGGACGAGUCGUCCGACCUGAACAGCUACACGUCCGGCGUGCACCGGCUCCGUAGCGUGUCCAUCCGUGCGCUCGGCCUGUGCGUACUGGUCUGGUACUUCGCACUGUUCCCGUUGAGUUUGCUAGCGUCGUUCGAGAUCUCCAUGGAGGUACAGUCGUCGACCGUCGCGGACUCCCUUGUGGUCGCUAUCAUCGCCCUGGUCCUGGUCUGUUUCGGUGUAUUGGCCGUCGCGGGCCGUGUGAUCAUGCACAAAACCAAGGACGAGCUGGAACAGUUCGAGAACCUGGCCACGUGGGGAUCUCUGUACUGCGAGUACACGUACCGUAGCCGCAUGUUCUUCGUGAUUGACGUCGUGGUACAGAUCACGACUGGUAUCCUGGUCGGCUGCGUGUCGGGCGACCCGACGCAACUCAUUGUGGUCAUGGGCAUCCAGGCGCUGUACCUCGCGUGCGUGUUCAUCAUGUCGCCGUUCGCAGACCAAAUGGUGCUUCGCAUCACGUACGUGCUGGGUCUUCUCAAGAUCCUGAACUUCGGACUGGCGUUCGCCUUCCUCAACUCCAACACCAUGUCGGCCACGGCCCGUACCCGCGUGGCUCAGGCGUACAUCGGCAUCAACUCGAUCGUGAUUCUGGUCUGGUUCGUACGCCAGCUCAUCGUCUUCAGCACGUACAUCCGCGCGUGGAUGGUGCGUUCGAACGACGACUCCCGUCGCAGCGACUCGGUCAUCAAGUACGACCCGCAGACGGACACGGAGUCGGAGCUGUGGGCCAGCCAGUUCACUGCCAACGGCAUGAACAACAGCCGACUCAACAACAGCAGACUUGGCCAGUCUUCGAACGGCGCCACGUUGUCGCUGCCGGUGGGUUCGUCGAUGCAGUCGAUGCAGCCGUCGUACCAGAGCUCCACCACGUCGUACGGCCAGGCGUCGUCACAGCAGUCGAUGGCGCCGUCGUUCGGCUCGGACGUGCAGUAUCAGCAACAAUUGGCUCGCAAAUACGAGAUCGGCUUCUAA